This is a messenger RNA of Pipistrellus kuhlii (Kuhl's pipistrelle), 288 nucleotides long. RefSeq names its product sperm acrosome membrane-associated protein 4-like. NCBI's taxonomy places the organism in Eukaryota, Metazoa, Chordata, Mammalia, Chiroptera, Vespertilionidae. The coding region runs from base 1 to 288 and encodes 95 amino acids. The transcript has a single exon. The record is from RefSeq and is a predicted model, not a curated record.
AUGGUCCUCAAUUGGCUAAUGCUUCUGGUGAUGGCUCUGCCCAUAGUCAUGACAGGCACCAAGGACCGUAUUUUCUAUGAUCUGACGGAGUCCUUGACCUGUCCUGGCAUCAACAAAGGCUGCAUGCUGUCCACUCCCUAUGAGUACAUUGGAGAGCUUGUCGCCUACCAACUAAUCUCCAUCUGCCAUUAUGGUGAACUGUGUAAGAGGGCCCCAACCCCUGCAGAUCGCCUGAAGGCUGGGAUCACCACAGGCCAGAUGCUGCGUGUGCUGCUGCUACUUCAAUGA